Molecule: messenger RNA, 1710 nt
Organism: Mytilus californianus (California mussel)
Lineage: Eukaryota; Metazoa; Mollusca; Bivalvia; Mytilida; Mytilidae
Exons: 2
Coding region: 253-1680 (475 amino acids)
Source: RefSeq, a predicted model, not a curated record
UUUGCUCGGGUUAAUAAUUGAACCUUUACUUUAUGUGAAGGUCGCACGCCUUUCUUCACAGCUCGCUGGUUUUUAAAUUGACCAGUACUAUAUAAGUGGAGGUACACCUGUAAGCGUCCUCUUUAUUUUAAAGGCAGCACGCCUGUAAAGAUCUAACAGACUCUGUUAAGAUUAUUUACUUAAACUUUAAUUUACCGACUCGGUAUUGAUAAAAAGUAAUUUGGUCGAGAUAUAAAAAUCCGACACUGAAUAAUGUCACGUUGUCAUAGUUUGAGUGACAGUGAGUCCGACUCGGACCACGAUAAUUUUGAUGAUGAACUUAAUGAUGAGCAAGUUUUAAAGCUUUUCGCAUCUGAAGAAGAAAUAGAUGCUUCUUUUUCUGGGUUUUCGACCCCACAGAAAAGCGGAGCUGAAACUGUGCACAUUCCGGAAGAACCGGAAGUUACACGCGAAAUGCAAAUGGCCGCUACACAAGCACCGGUCAAGUCUCCUGAGAAGAAUACCUCUAGAAAAGGAAAAAGUGUAAAGAAUAGCGGAAAGGGCAAGGCCCUUAAACGUAAAACUUCCGAAUCAGUUGAAAUACCCUCGGGUAGUAGAGUGACAGUAAGCCCUAUGAAAAAGAAAGCCAAACCAAAAGUACAAACAAAAACUACUAAACCAAAGGCUAAAAAAUCAAAAACUGACAAUACAGAACUGAUAAAAUCAUUAUUUCAAGGGUUGACAGAUACUUUGAGGUCCACCCUUACUGGGAACACACAGAGAGACAAUAGUCUGCAAAGAACUAGACAAAAUAAUGAGACAGCUAGGACUGAGAAUAUUCACAAUAAUCAGUAUUCUGACCAAGAAGAAGAGUCUGAUUAUCCUGUUUAUGAUACAUGUAACAAUAACAUUGAGAAUGGGAACUUUUCUAUCUUUAGUGAUGAUGGUAACUGUAAUGAUCAGAGUGAAGUCUCUUCAGAUGAGAAUAAUGAUUUUGAUUAUGAAUUGCCCCGUAUUUUCGAAGGCGAUGAAAGAUUUGGUGAAGAGGUAUGUGAAUCCAUCUCUAAAGUCUGUGAAAAUAUUUGUAAAAAGAAAACAGAUGUUUCGUCAAUGGUCAAUGAACUGAAGGUGCCCUCAAAUUGCAAGAGCCUUGUUGUGCCGCCAGUUAACCAAGAAAUAUGGCAAUUUUUAGACCGCAAGACAAAAUCAUCUGAUUUAGGUCUCCAGAAUCUUCAGAGACUUCUUGCAUACGGGAUGAUCCCUGUGAUAACUCUGGCAGGUAUUCUGAAAACUAAAAAACCUGACAUAAAGUUGAUGAGAGAAGCUGUGUCUAAAGCUAUGACUGUUCUUUGCAAUACUCAUUUUGAGUUGUCGGUUAAAAGGAAGCUAAUGCUCAAACCAUACAUAGACAGAAAAUUCCACCAGUUGUGUAACAAGAAUGAAGAAAUUGGUACCAAUCUUUUUGGUGAUGAAAUUGGAAAGAAGUUAAAUCAAAUUAAUGAAGUGAAUAAGAUAAACAAAAACAUCUCAGGGAGAAGUUAUAGUUACAGAGGUGGCAGAGGCCGAUACCCUUACAAUCAGUCACAAGGUCGUUUUUUAGGGAGACGAGGAUACUCCAGAGGACAUGGAAAUCAAAGGGUUCCAUACUCAAACAGAGGCCAAGGAAGAGGCUACGGCCAGAAAAAAUUCAACAAGUAUUAAAGUCAGAUCAGCAAGGUGUUGAUGAAGAUC